GUCAAUCAUUGGUCACAACGCAGGAGCCUCUCAUAGAACAAGUUAUGCUGGAGAACUGCAAAGCCACAGGUGCAGUCCACUGCAGAGACUGGCCCUCUGAACCAAGCUGUUGGUCAACCAAAUAGAUGAGUUGAUAACUACUAAGGUAAAUAAAACUAAGUAAAAGAUUAAUCUGCAGUAAUAUUUAUUCUGGACCUUGAGAGGAGACCAUAGUGCUGAGGAGACCAGAGUGGUGGAGCUGUUAGAGUCAUGGUGAGUGGGAAGAGGCUGGCCCGGGGGUCCCUGCUGCCCUCCUUGUUGGAGGACGGUGAUGAGGAGACAGAGUGGGAGAGAGAAGAGCUAGGAGGAGUGGGUGAAAGGCCCCCCAGCAGGGCUCCGAAGCUCCUCAGCAGAGACGGUGUGGACGACCAGGUAGGCCUUAAGAUUAUUAUCUGCUGGCUUCAUAUUUGGGUACGAGUGGUGAUCAAACAGUCUCUUUUUCUUGGGGUGGGGGGGUGUACUCUACAGGGUACGAAAGCGCUGGCGGUUCCCUUGGUAACCAACACUUCCAUCCAGAAGCUGAACAUGCGAGAUAAUGGGAUGGAGGGGAUGGGCGGAGUCGCCGUGGCCGAGAUGCUAAAAGAAAAUUGUUAUGUUACAGAGGUGGACCUGUCAGACAACCGGCUGGAGGAGCGUGGCGGGCGCGCGUUGGGCGGCAUGCUCCAAGAGAACACCACCUUGGUACGCCUGGGUCUGUCAGGGAACCUCCUGGGCCAGUGGGGGGCCCAGCACCUGUGCCGAGCUCUCACCACCAACACCAAGCUGCAGAACCUGGACCUCAGCCACAAUGGCCUGGGGGAACACGCAGGGGAGAGCUUAGGGGAGUGUCUGUCUGAGAACACCGGCUUGCGAUGGCUCGGUCUGGCGUGGAACUCCAUCAGAGGGAGAGGAGGAGUGAUGCUGGCCAGGGGCCUCGGGGCAAACAUAUUUCUCAGAGCAUUAGAUUUGUCUUUCAAUGGCUUGGGGAAGGAAGGAGCCAUUGCUCUGGGAGAGGCACUCAAAGAGAACAACACUCUGGAAGAAUUGAACAUAAGCAACAACCGUGUACCUCUUGAAGGAGCGAUCCAUCUUGCUCUGGGCCUCCGAGUCAACAAAACGCUGAAAUCUCUCAAUAUGGGACGGAACCCCAUUCAGAAUGCUGGUUGCUAUGGAUUCAUGAAGUCUUUACAGGGAAACCCACAAUCCGGAUUAGAGACCUUGGAUUUUGCUGACAUGACUGUUAACCAGGAUUUUGAAGAUUUGUAUACAAUAGUUAAAGAGACCAUCCCUAUGCUUGUUGUUAAACAUGGAGGCAAAAUAGACACAUUCAGAACAAAGAAAGCUGGAAAACCUUAAUGUUACAGUCAAACUAUAGGGUUAAACAAAAUGUAGUCUACAUUUCAUUGUCCUUGGUGGUACAAAAUAGGCUUAUUGUAACAUUGCUGUAGUUUUAACAUAAUGAAAAAUACAAUAAAUGAAUUGGUACUGCACCUGAUGUUGUCUUACUCCAGUUUGCAUAUUGUCAAUAAAGAUACCAAAAAAAGAA
Messenger RNA from Gadus macrocephalus (Pacific cod), 1564 nucleotides. RefSeq names its product leucine rich repeat containing 74B (gene lrrc74b). NCBI's taxonomy places the organism in Eukaryota, Metazoa, Chordata, Actinopteri, Gadiformes, Gadidae. Gene Ontology annotation, molecular function: protein binding. The record is from RefSeq and is a predicted model, not a curated record. The coding region runs from base 250 to 1374 and encodes 374 amino acids. The transcript is spliced from 8 exons.